AUGACGAGCCAGCAGACUGCCGCGCUCCAUGAGGCGUCCGCGGCCGCACCACCGCGAGAGCCCCCCAGGCGUGCGCGCGCUCGCACAUCCACCCGACGAGGCCCACUGCACCGCAUUUUCGGCCCUCCACGUGACAGCGCUGUUGCUCCCGAUAAUUUGUCGCGCCGCCCUCCCACGGCCAGCCCCAGCCGCCCCCGGGCGACACCGAGUGAACGCUACCUCCGCCGCUCCCAGGCCCGUAUUCGCGAACAGCGCUCGGCCGCCAUGGACCUGACCAACGACAUGCCAGACUCGCUGAGUGACGUGCCCAUCAACAACCCCUUCACCGCCAAUGUAAAUGCAAACAUGCUCGCCCGCCCCCGGAGCCCAAUCGUCCAGGUCAACAGCGAGCGCACCCACAAGCGCAGGAAGCUCCACCACGACACGACCAGCCCCGCCGAGUACAUGUGCUUCAAGUAUGGCCACAAGGGCCAGGUCGUGCCAGGGCGCCUGCGUAUGGAAGUCGUGAGCUGUGACGGCGGCGAGCAUCGCAGGGACAACCCCCCAGGCCUAUACAGAGUCCAAAAUGUCUUGAGGAACGAUAAGAGUGUCUAUUGCAGCGAGAGCUCACAAUGCAACCUGCUGCUGAAACACAUUGGCGAGGCCCCUUUUGCCCUAGAAAAGGUCGUCAUUCGAGCACCGGACCGUGGAUUUACGGCUCCUGUCCAAGAAGGUCUUGUUUUCGUGUCCAUGUCUGCAGAUGAUCUCUUGUCGGGCACAUCUGCAUACAGUUUGCAUUAUGAUAAUCGCUCCCCCCUUAUGUCCCCCACGCCUAGCCUGCCCAACGAAGACAACGAGCAGAUAUCUCUGCGGGAGGCCCUUGAAGACCCGUCCGUAUGGCAGUACUCCCGCCAAGGCACUCAAGAAGACAUGGAGGAGCGCAUCGAGAAUCUUCGUCUCCGCAGUGAAAGGCUAAACGCCGAAUCCGCAAACUUGAUAUCCUCAUUGCGCUCGGACUCAGACCGUCGACGCAUAUUGCGUCAGAUGGUCGAACAUGAAGACGAGGCCGAAGCCGACAACUGUGACCAUGUAGCAGAUGAUUCUUACAGCCCUGCUGCUGGCAUUUCGGCUCCUACCCCGCCACCCUUCACCGUCACAACAGCGGUUAGCGAAGAUGACGAGUCGGACUCUAACGAAGAACUUCCUAGUGCUGCCAUCAUGGCAGACCGUCUACGAAGAGAGAGUCGUUGGCACCCAGAGAGCGACGACGAAGAUGACGAGACAGUUUCGCGUCCGGCAUCUAUCCGUGGACCACCCACGUUGGGAUACAGUCAGUACGGUAGCGAAUGGAGAGAACGGAGAGAGCGGUACAUGGAGCCAAUUCGUGCGUCACGCAUCACUGCACCUAGUCGCAUCGAGCCAUCCGAGCGCACCACAGAUGCUGAACCACCCAUUGCUCCGCAUGCACGUUUUUUUAUUGCAAAGAACAAGAACAAGAUCACUAUCAAGUUCCACCCAGCCAUUUCCGGGAGGCAUGUUCUACUCAAAUUCUGGAGUCCCAAACGUGACGGCAAUAUUGACAUUGAGAGUGUUCAGUUCUACGGCUAUUCGGGUCCUCGAUAUUUUCCCGCUAUUCAACCACGGUAA
Molecule: messenger RNA, 1626 nt
Organism: Bipolaris zeicola 26-R-13
Lineage: Eukaryota; Fungi; Ascomycota; Dothideomycetes; Pleosporales; Pleosporaceae
Exons: 3
Coding region: 1-1626 (541 amino acids)
Source: RefSeq, a predicted model, not a curated record